AUGGAGCUCCACGUUCGCGCGUGCUCAGCGCGUGACUUGCUAGACAAACAGACGUUCGGCAAGCAGGAUCCCUACUGCAAGCUCACGCUGCGCCGCAAGAGCUUCAGGACGCGCGUGCACGACAACGGCCAUAAGACGCCCGUGUGGAACCAAGUGUUUAUCUUUCCAGUCGUGGACAUCCAGCUGGACCAGCUCGUCCUUGAAGUGAAAGACAAGAACUUUACCGCCAGUACACUCAUUGGCGAGUGCCGGCUGCCCGUGACCAUGUUCGUAGACGGCAGCGUCACGGAUCAGUGGUACACGCUCCACAAUGGCUCAAAACGUGCGGGGGAGAUCAAUCUGCGCGUGCAGCUCAAGGGAUCAGGGGUGCCGUCCAAGGGACCUGGGGUGCAGCCAGUACCGAUGGCAUCGUCUACUGGCAAAGCUCUUCAGCCACCGACAGCAGCUCAAGCUUAUCCGUACCCCCAGCAGUCGGGUUACCCACCCACGCAGCAGUACCCUUCGCCUUACCCCCCGGUGGCUUCUUGUACCGCUCCUGCUGCUGCAGCUGCUGCGUCAGCACCUCAGCAGUACCCGCCACAGCCAUACUACGCACAGCAACCACACCCCCCUCCGUAUGCACAGGCACCACCACCUCACUAUGGUCAGCCACCCGCACACCAGUACCCUGGACAGCCGCCUGCAGCACAGUACGCCGGACAGCCACCGUACUAUCAGUCGCCUCCUGUGGCUACUCCGGCCUAUGGCUACUCCCCUCCACCCGCUGCGGCUUACGCUGGAGGACCUCCCGGCAUGGUUGGUCAGGGAGGAUACCCGUCCGACCACCAUCAGCAGCACCAUGGACCUUCGCUUGGUGGCUUUAGUGUUGGCAACUUACUUGGCCAUGGUGGCAAGUCCGGUCAUGGUGGUGCGCGUGGGGGGGCCAUGGGUACCGCUAUGAGUCUUGGCAGCUUACUUGGUCACGGUGGUAAAUCCGGUCAUGGUGGGACGCAUGGGGGUGGUAUGGGUACUGCUAUGGGUGUCGGUAGCUUACUCGGUCAUGGUGGCAAGUCCGGUCAUGGUGGCAGCUCUGGUCAUGGUGGUAGGCGUGGGGGUGGCAUGAGUACUGCUAUGGGUGUUGGCGCUGGUGUGCUUGGUGGAUUGCUGCUGGGCGAAGCUCUGGAAGAUGUCUUCGACUAG
This is a messenger RNA of Peronospora matthiolae, 1179 nucleotides long. The record is from the annotation of a GenBank genome assembly. Lineage: Eukaryota; Oomycota; Peronosporomycetes; Peronosporales; Peronosporaceae.